This is a messenger RNA of Sphaerodactylus townsendi, 1784 nucleotides long. RefSeq names its product nicotinate phosphoribosyltransferase (gene NAPRT). Gene Ontology annotation, biological process: NAD+ biosynthetic process. Gene Ontology annotation, molecular function: nicotinate phosphoribosyltransferase activity. Lineage: Eukaryota; Metazoa; Chordata; Lepidosauria; Squamata; Sphaerodactylidae. The record is from RefSeq and is a predicted model, not a curated record.
GGCCCGGGAUGGCGGCGUUGGAGGAGGCGGCGCCGGCGCUGCUGACGGACCUGUACCAGUUCACGAUGGCCUACGGGUACUGGCGGGCCGGGCGGCACCGCGAGCCGGCCCAGUUCGAGCUCUUCUUCCGCCGCUGCCCCUUCCAGGGCGCCUUCGCCUUGGCCGCCGGCCUCGCCCAGGGCCUCGCCUUCCUCCGCGCCUUCCGCUUCUCCCGCGCAGAUAUUGAGUAUCUGGAGUCGGUCCUUCCCAUCACCACGGAGAAAGCGUUCUUUGAUUACUUGCGCACGGUGGACGCCUCCGAAGUCUCCAUCUCGUCAGUCCCAGAGGGCUCUGUGGUCUUCUCCAGGGUGCCGAUAUUCCAGGUGAAGGGCCCUUUACUAGUGGUGCAACUUCUGGAGACCACCUUGCUGUGUUUGGUGAACUAUGCCAGUCUCGUCACAACGAACGCAGCCCGGUUCCGGCUCACUGCGGGCCCAGACAAGAAGCUGAUGGAAAUGGGGCUGCGUCGGGCCCAGGGACCAGAUGGGGGCCUCUCUGCUUCCAAAUAUUCCUAUGUGGGCGGUUUCGACUUUACCAGCAAUGUCUUAGCAGGUAAACUCUAUGGGAUCCCAGUGCGGGGGACCGUGGCCCAUUCCUACGUGUCUUCAUUCACCUCGCUGGCGGAGGUGAACCCACGGGUUCUGCAGCCCCUGUGUGGAGGGGAACCCGUGGACUUUCCUUCCUUAGUGGAGGCCUGGCUCAGCAAGGUUUGCCAGUUGCUCAAAGUCCCCCUCGAGCGAGUAAACUGUGGGGAGCGGGCAGCCUUUGUGUCCUACGCCCUCACCUUCCCUCACAACUUCCAAGGUCUUGUGGACACCUAUUGCGUUAUGAGAAGCGGCAUUCCAAAUUUCUGUGCCGUAGCCCUGGCACUGAAUGAGCUGGGAUACCGAGCCAUCGGCGUGCGCCUGGACAGUGGAGACUUGGCCCGACAGUCGGUGGAGAUACGGCAGCUGUUUCGGACCUGCAGCACGCAUUUUCAGGUCCCUUGGUUUGAACACGUCCCCAUCGCGGUGAGCAACGAUGUGAGCGAAUUGAGCCUUGAGGAGUUGUCACAGGAGGGGAAUGAAAUCGACAUGAUCGGCGUGGGGACGCACUUGGUGACGUGCCCACUGCAGCCUUCCUUGGGCUGCGUCUACAAGCUGGUGACAGUCAGCGGCUGCCCACGACUGAAGGUGACUGAAGAUGAAGAGAAGACCACUAUUCCGGGCAAAGUUGUUUACAGGCUGUGGGAUGCUGCAGGAUUCCCAUUUAUGGACCUGAUGGCUCUGGAAGAAGAGCCUCCUCUAAGGGCCGGGGAGGAAGUUGAGUUCUGGCUGCUAGGAAGAACCAGGAAACCUGGAAAGGUGACUCCUGCUGCCGUGGAAAUCCUACACCGUCUGUACUUCAAAGAUGGACAGGUUUGUCAGGCACUGCCCAGCCUCGAGGAGAUCAAGAAGCACGCCCAGGCCUCCUUGGACAAGCUCAGCCCUGCCCACAAGAAACUGCAAGACCCAGAGGCCUACCAGGUAGCCGUGACGCAGAAGCUCCACGCACUCCUCGCUGAACUUCAGCAAAAUAGCCAGUGAACCGCCCGGCCAUCCUUCCUGCUGGGACCAGAAGCAAGCAGUGGCUCCGUUCCAAAUGCCAAGUGGACCUACGCCUUGCGCGGCCGCACAGUUUUCGCACCUUCUCUUCUUUUAGUCCACAGGUGUCAAACUCGCGGCCCUCCAGAUGUUAUGGACUACAGUUCCCAUCAUCCCCUGCCA